ACGGAGUCGUCGAAAUUACGGCACGCCUGACGUCAUUUGCAAGGGCACUAAAACGGCGUCGUCGUACGAAUUCCCAACUCCCAAAAAUUCCAAAAUUCAAAAACCUAUAAAUAGGCGACCCUAUCAGUAGCAGUAAUCAUCUUUUCCCUGCAGCAAAGCCCUCAAGAAAUUCGCUCUCCGCACACUGCGUUCUGUGAAAGGAAAGGUCUGCUUUUGUAAAUGGGGAAAAGAAAGUCAAGGGCUAAGCCACCCCCGAAGAAGCGAAUGGACAAGCUUGAUACAGUGUUUAGCUGCCCCUUCUGCAGCCAUGGAACCAGUGUCGAAUGUCGCAUUGACAUGAAGAAUUUGAUUGGGGAAGCAGUAUGCAGAAUCUGCCAAGAGAGCUUUAGUACAACUGUCACAGCCUUGACUGAGCCUAUAGACAUAUAUAGCGAAUGGAUUGACGAAUGUGAACGGGUCAACAACCUUGAAGACGAGGGUGCCCAAGAGGCAGACUAGAUUUUCAAUUGAUUAAUGAUCUAUGUUCUCCUUCUUGAGAGUAGUAGCCAGACAGUUUGUAGCCUUCCUAGUUUAGGCAUAUCCUUCCUGUAAUUCCAUCAUGUAGUUGGUAAAGUGGUUGUAGUUAUUGUGCCUAUGCUAGACUGGAUUCGCGUGCACAUUCUGUUUUCCUACUAUACGAGGCAUAACAAGGCAUAACGUGUGGGUUGUAAUCGACUGUUUAGUCCUUUUAUGGUAUUGUAUUUGGAUGUAAGACUAAACCAGAGUAUGCUUUUGCAGCAUGUAUUUCAAGCCGAUUCUUGUUUC
Messenger RNA from Malania oleifera, 804 nucleotides. RefSeq names its product transcription elongation factor 1 homolog. The record is from RefSeq and is a predicted model, not a curated record. The transcript is spliced from 5 exons. The coding region runs from base 220 to 498 and encodes 92 amino acids. Gene Ontology annotation, cellular component: transcription elongation factor complex. Gene Ontology annotation, biological process: transcription elongation by RNA polymerase II. Gene Ontology annotation, molecular function: RNA polymerase II complex binding. NCBI's taxonomy places the organism in Eukaryota, Viridiplantae, Streptophyta, Magnoliopsida, Santalales, Ximeniaceae.